This is a messenger RNA of Lontra canadensis (Northern American river otter), 980 nucleotides long. RefSeq names its product transmembrane protein 107 (gene TMEM107). Lineage: Eukaryota; Metazoa; Chordata; Mammalia; Carnivora; Mustelidae. The coding region runs from base 84 to 506 and encodes 140 amino acids. Gene Ontology annotation, biological process: protein localization to ciliary transition zone; non-motile cilium assembly. The transcript has 5 exons. The record is from RefSeq and is a predicted model, not a curated record. Gene Ontology annotation, cellular component: MKS complex.
ACUAGAGGAGUGGCCCUUCCUGAGCUUUCAGCCCCGCGGAGCGCGCCCUCCGCUGCAGUCGGUACCCCUGCCCCCGCGGGGCCAUGGGCCGGAUCUCGGGGCUCGUGCCCUCUCGCUUCCUGACGCUCCUGGCGCAUCUGGUGGUCGUCAUCACCUUGUUCUGGUCCCGGGACAGCAACAUCCAGGCCUGCCUGCCUCUCACGUUCACCCCGGAGGAGUACGAGAAGCAGGACAUUCGGCUGGUGGUAGCGCUCUCUGUCACCCUUGGCCUCUUUGCAGUGGAGCUGGCGGGUUUCUUUUCGGGAGUUUCCAUGUUCAACAGCACCCAGAGUCUCAUCUCCAUUGGGGCUCACUGUAGUGCGUCUGUGGCCCUGUCCUUUUUCAUAUUCGAGCGUUGGGAGUGCACCACGUACUGGUACAUUUUUGUCUUCUGCAGUGCCCUCCCCGCUAUCACCGAAAUAGCAUUGUUCAUCAGCGUCUUUGGGCUGAAAAAGAAACCUUUCUGAUACGUUCAUGGUGGGAGCAUAGGAUUGAAGGUUGGAGGAGCAAGGGACAGCUCACCAUUCCUGGAAGAAGAAAGGACAUCUUCAGCCUUCCACAGUAACACUGCAUUUGGUGGAGGAUGUCAUUUUUCCUGUUAGGGUAAUUAUCACUCGAGUCUGGGAUGAUCAGCGUUUUAUUCAGUGCUUUGUAAUAAAAUAUAUUUUAGAAUAAGAUCAAGACUUAAAAAAACGUUUAGGGGAGGAUUGGGGUGGCCAAACUACUAAGGCAACGCAGGGCUAUUUUGCAGCCUUGCAGACUGUCAAUCCUAAAUUUCGCUUUUAUUUUGGUUAUUACGGUAGCAUCUAGCGGAAGGAAGUAGGCGGGGAUAUGUAAAUAACAAGUGCUGUCUGCCGUUAGGGUGCCAAGCUCCUGAGUGGAGCAUUCUGGGAGGGAUUCUUUUUUUAUUAUUAUUAUCAGGGAUUUUGCAGCCAAAUGUC